Molecule: messenger RNA, 4565 nt
Organism: Cherax quadricarinatus
Lineage: Eukaryota; Metazoa; Arthropoda; Malacostraca; Decapoda; Parastacidae
Source: RefSeq, a predicted model, not a curated record
AUGCGCACUAAGUCCCCCGCCAGGCCUGCCCUCUCCAGGACCUCCUCCUUACAAGGAACUUCUUCUACUUCGUCCUCGGUAAGAAGAGACGAAGAAGAAACCUCUAAAAAAAAGGAGGAAGAGGAGCCAAAAAGUACGAAAUUUUCGAGCGAAAUAAAAACUUCGACACCUUCCUCGUCAUCGAACGUCUCUGACACUAAGCCGUCCAGUCUUCUAUUUUACCGUCCUAUAUCUGAAACGAAGCCACCAAAACCUCCCUCGCGGCUAAAGCCUUCCAUCAAGCUGGGGGAGAUCAAGGAGGCAACGAUAGAUGAGAAACCCAAAAAGAGUAUUGUCAGUCUCAGAAACGAAGGGUACAGUUGGAACAGAGAGGUUAAGAGCGAAGAUGACUCCGCGGAUGCUACCUACGUGAUCCAACUCUCCAAGCCCAAGAAAGAGCCAAAGAGAGUGGAAAUCGACCUUCAGUCGGAAUUGGAUCGCCUGCAGAAGGAACUGAAGGAGAAGGUAAAGCAGAUCGAGGAGCUGUCGGAGAAGUCGGAGACGCUGGAGAGGGAGAAUAAGGAACUCAUGGGCAAGAAGCCCAAGUUCGGUGAUGUGAGAAAACAAGCGGAGCUCACCAAGAUGCAACAAAAGUAUGACGACCUGAGCGAGGACAUGAAGAACAAGAACAAGGAAAUUAAAGACCUCAAGAAGGAGAUCGACAAGCGACCGCUUCCAAAAGAUGUUGAGAAGACCAUGGAGGACCUGAGAUCGAAGCUGCAGGCGGCGGAACAACUGUGUGAGGAGCUGAUGGAUGAGAACGAGGACUACAAGAAGGAGAUCAGAGCUCUGGAGGAGGAGAUCGAGGAGAUGCAGGACAACUUCCGCGAGGAGCAGGCUGAUGAGUACCGGGACCUCAAGCGAGAACUAGAGCAGACCGCCAAGAACUGUCGGGUUCUCCAGUUUAAGUUGAAGAAGGCAGAAAGACGCUCCGACAUGCUGGAGAGAGACAAGACCGAGAUAGAAGAGAAACUGAGUGAACUACAGGUAGGAGAAGGAGAUGUGGACAGAGCAGAGAAGAUCAAGAUGCUGGAGAAGGAGGUUAAUCUGGCCAAGGAUGUGUCGGUGAAGAUGCACGAGGAGAUGGAGAAAAUGAGGCAACAGCUGGAGUCUGCAGAGCAGGACAAGAAGAAACUCACAGAGAAGGUUCAAGACAAGCCGGUCAAGCCAGGUGGCAAAUACAGCCGUUCCCAGAUGAUGGGUCGCCAGGGCAGCCAAGACAACACUGAUCAGCUGAUGAGGGACCUGCAAGACUCUGCAGAGAGGGAGCAGGACCUCAAGGACCAGCUCAAGUUUGCCGAAGAAGAGACGAAGAACUUGCGUAAAAAGGUCUCGCGAGUGGAGGAGGAGAACGAGACCCUCGCCCUCCAGUUAAAGAAGAUGAGCAAUAAGGCCAAAGCCAUCAGGCAGAAGUCACUGGAGCGCACUGGGUCACUGGAGCGCUCCAGCUCCCUGGAAAGAGGCUCCCUGAGCCGCCAGGGCUCCACUGAAAAGCCGCCUGUCAAGGAACCCGACGAAGGAAUAACCGAAGAUCUCGACCCGACCGAACUCAAGCUCCAACUGGAGUUAAACGAGCAAGAAUCCUCUGUUCUUAGAAGAAAGAUCGAGGGACUGGAAUCGGAGAAUGAGCGACUACAAAAGGAAAUAAAGUCAGUCUUGGCGGCCACGGAGUCCAGAGCCAGCCAGGGCGACUCAGGCCUUGAGACAAGGAAGCUGGAGAAGGAGGCGGAGCUCCUGAGAGCUCAGGUGCUACAAGUGGAGAAAGAGAACGAGCGUCUGUGUGACGACAACACCAGAUUACAACUACGUGUGGUCAAGCGUCUACCUCUCUCAGGCACUGAGAGUAGCUACAUCGAGAGACAGGUGAUGGAUGACAAGGUACGACGUCUGGAGAAGAAGUUGAAGGAGGCCAACGAGAAGUUAAAAACAUUGCAGGUGACUGCCGCUGUGAACGUUCCAGGCACCGAGGCUGAGGGUAAGACAUUGGGACCCGCUGGUAGUUCAGAAGUGGUGAAGUUGAAACAGGAAAAAGAUCGCCUUCAGGGCCAUUUAGAGGACAAGGACAACGAAAUUGGUGGCCUGAAGAAGAAGGUAGACGACUUACAAGUUAAAUAUGACAAGGUGUUCAGAGAUUGUGAAGAAAUGAAGAGGUCUUCCUCAUACAAGGACAGAACUCCGAAAGUUCCCAAAGACUUCACGCCGAAGGCAACUCUCAUUAAGUGGGUCAAUGAACUAGAAUCGGAGUGUGAUUACCUCCCUGGAGAGCAACGCUAGCACCAACGUACCUCCAGUGCUACGCAGGUUCAGGACUCGUGCCCAGCCGGGUAUUAUGACCAAGGCUCAGUCCAUUUCCGCCAUUGGUCGUCAAGGCUCGCACGAAACUGACGUGUGAGGGGAAGAUGCACCGGGCACGCGAGGUGUGUUAGGUUAUGAGAGGUAGUGAAGGCUGGAAGAUGUAGCAGCAAGACUGAGGGACCUACCGGGACGCUGGCCUCACUGGCCAGGGAAAUUAACCACAGGAUUCCCUGAGUAUCGGCAGGAUCAGCGCCUACCUUCAGCAUCAGUGUCUCUGAAAUAUAAUGUGCUUGUGAAGUAUUAAAAAUAUGUGGGUCCAAAGAAAUUAUACAAAGCCAUAUUUGAUUCUUUUAUCACGUCAAAGAAUUACAUUAAUAAAACAGUAAUCCCUUAUAGGUCAAUCUCAAUCAAAAAUUUAGUUUAUCUGUUUUUUGGAUUUACAUAAAUUUACAAAAAAUAUUUAUAUAUUUAAUAUACGCGCUACUUAAAAUAUAAAUGAAGUAACUUUCAGUGCUGAAUAUAAAAACUUUGAAAUGAGAGAAGUGUUCUAAGAAAAAGUUAAUUUUUAGUAACUUACGAGCAUGAAUAAAUAAGCUCUAAGAGAAGCCUCAGCUCGCAGGAUACACAAGAGAACCUUCAACUGAACCUCGUUGAUCAAGGCUGCUGCAAGUCUUCAAACAAAAGGUGUUGCCGUAAUGUGCUGCCCUCCAGGAGACGCUUGACAAACCUAGAUGUAAAGAUUCUUUCCCGUAUGUGUCAAUUUCAGCAGGCUGCCUUCACCACCAGCGCUGAGAACCUAAGCCUACCUCACCAGCCUGUGCUCCAGGCUGUUAAAAGAAGAGGCUUUAAAAUUGCCUUCUGUAAUCAGAAACAUUAAGAAAGUCUUUGCUGGCUGUCAGCGCUAUAUAUGUAUAUUUGUGUGACGCACUGCUGAAACCUGAAUAAAAGUAACAUUGUAAAAGAUUUUCUUGUAAAAGAUUUUCUUCCGCUGUAAAUGACUGAUGUACAGCUCCACUCACACAAGUGCUGAGUGGCCGGGGAAACUAAACCACUGGCAAGAAAGCCAAACCAGGUGAGUGCAACUUUCACUGGUCAUCUGGCUGUUUCACUGGCGUUUAUUUGUUAUGCAGAAUGUACAUUUUACCCCUUUCAUUGUCAGUAUUUACAUAUCACGUUAAUGUCUUGUCUUGUCUUAAAACAGUGAUGAAAGGAGGCGCUUGUGGCGCGUACUGUUAUUAUUAUUGUUGUUAAACUUCCCGAUAAUUAAAUAUUACAACAGGAUAGUUUUGUAUAUAAUAUGUUCCAGUGUAAAUCAAUUUGAGAUUACUAAUUCUCAUUGUUUUCCAGCUAUUAAAGGAAGAUAUUCUGAAACAAAAUUUAAUGUAUAUCUAAAUAUCGCAUUUAUUCCCGCACAGCGAUGGGUAGACAGUAAUCUUUUUUAAAUAGGCAGAAAAAUAAAAAGAUUUAACGGCGAAAUUGGCAUUCAUGCAUAAACUUUAAGAGCAGAGAUACACAAUAUUUUGGAGAUCAUCUCAUCCACUCUUAUCAAGUUCCUCUUCAUCCAUUUGCUUCAGCUAAUGGUAACGCGAGAUCUGGAAACGGAAGUAUUACUUGUAGUCAUGUCUAGUCAGAAUUACCUGGAAAAACAGUAGUUUUGUCUUCCAUGUUUCUCAAAGUUGUGUGAUUAUCUGGACCUCUCUCUUUCUCCAAUGUUUAUCAGCUGUUUUAGUAAUCACAUUCAAGGAUCCUGAAUAAUUCUAAAUUCCGCAUCUUUUGAAUGACAACUGCUGUAUGACCCUUGUGGGUUUAGCGCUUAAACAUGUUAUUGAAAUUAUUAUAAAGUCUUCGGUUAAAGAAAACGAAAUUUACGGUGUGUUUCAAUUCAAACCGACCCUCGUGACAUUAUAAUCCUGGGAAGCGCUAAACGCGUAGUGGGUCAGAGUUGGGGGAAUUGGAGGGAAUCAGAUUUGAUCCAAGAGGAUAAUUUUAGUUCCUUGGACCAAGAGUCUUUGACCAGCAUCAGAUAAUCUCUUAGGGAACAGAUGUCACAGUCCCGUCCAUGUCUUAACUCAGUCACUGAGUCACUCAGUCACUGGGAGUUUACUCUUCCCAGUUACUCGACCUCGACUAUAGACCUCUGUGUGUACAUACUGUAAAGUUUCCUCAUAUGUUGCAUGGAUAUAUUAAAUUACAAAGAUUUUACAAUCAAUUAAAUGUUUUAUUUACUACAA